Messenger RNA from Fonsecaea nubica, 1626 nucleotides. RefSeq lists its product as hypothetical. Gene Ontology annotation, cellular component: cytoplasm; nucleus. Gene Ontology annotation, molecular function: DNA binding; FAD binding. Gene Ontology annotation, biological process: circadian regulation of gene expression; entrainment of circadian clock by photoperiod. The record is from RefSeq and is a predicted model, not a curated record. NCBI's taxonomy places the organism in Eukaryota, Fungi, Ascomycota, Eurotiomycetes, Chaetothyriales, Herpotrichiellaceae. The transcript has a single exon. The coding region runs from base 1 to 1626 and encodes 541 amino acids.
AUGUCCAAAAGGAACGAGCCAGCUCAUCCCGAGCAAAAGCACCCAAACACCAAACGGGCCAAGGAGAUUGACGCGCACACUCCCUACGAGGAACUAAGGUCUCUCCUUGACGACCAGGAGUCUCCCGCUAGCACCAAGAGGAUCCUGCAUUGGUUUCGGAGUAAGGACCUGCGAAUCCACGACAAUCGAGCUCUGAAUGCCGCCUCUCAGUUGGCCAAAGAGUCGCAGGUUCCUCUGCUCUGUGCGUACGUCAAUUGUCCGGCCGAGUUCAGAUGGCAUGGCACUUCACCGGCCAGAACGGACUUCAUCUUCGACAAUCUCGCGCUGAUGGAAGCAGAACUCGAGGAGUUGUACAUUCCUCUGGUCUUUCUGGAAGCCAGUGAACGUGACGAGAUCGUGCCGACCAUUGUCAACUUCGUUCGCGAGAAUGACAUCACGCAUGUGUUUGCCAAUUACGAGUACGAAAUCGAUGAACUGCGCCGCGAUAUUCGGGUCUUUAAGGAGGCCACUGCCGGGAACUCCAAGUCCAAGGGGUUUCAUCUCUCUCUGCAUCAUGACCAGACCGUCGUGGAACCAGGCACCAUACUCACAGACAGUGGGAAGGCCAUGAAGGUAUUCACGCCGUACCACCGGGCCUGGCUCGCUGAAGUCAAGGCAAAUCCCGGUCUGGUCGACACGGUUCCCGCGCCUUCAAAGAACUCGGCGGAAUCAAAGAAAGACCUGAAGCAGUUUUUUGACGGUUCCGUGCCCAGCCCACCCAAGGAAAAGCAAUUCGCUAGUGAUGAGGAGAGGAAACGGAUUCGUAAGCUCUGGCCUGCAGGUCACGACGCUGCUGUGAAGCGACUCAAUCACUUCCUUGACGACAAGAUGAGUGACUAUGCCGCAACACGCUCCAAUCCAGCCAAGGACUCCACGUCCCGCCUCUCUGCGUAUUUCAGUGCAGGGGUGCUGUCCGUUCGUGAGACCCUCAGCGCAGUCAGCAAGCGGAAUAAAAAUUCGACAAAUUUCUCCAAGGAAGGCUGCGAUCCAGGAAUGUCUGGCUGGGUCCGUGAACUAGUUUUCAGGGAGCUGUAUCGACAGACGCUGCUCGAAACUCCUCACACGUCCAUGAAUCUCCCGCAGAAUCUCAAGUUUGAUUUUGUGCACUGGGAAGAAGAUGAAGAAGGGUAUAAACGCUGGGAAGAGGGCACCCUGGGUGUCCCCUUUGUGGACGCUGGUAUGCGGCAGAUCAAACACGAGGCUUACAUGCAUAAUCGCCUACGCAUGAACGUUUCGAGCUACUUGUACUGCAAUCUGCUCAUCGACUAUCGACGGGGAGAGCGGUACUUUGCAGAGACAUUGAUCGAUUGGGAUCUGAGCAACAACACCCAAGGCUGGGAACCUAGCUACACCGUCUUCAAUCCGGCUAGCCAGGCUGAGAGGAACGAUCCCGAGGGGGAAUAUAUCCGCAAGUGGAUCCCGGAGUUGAAGGAUGUCAAGGGGAAAGCGAUCUUCGACCCAUACCAUCGGCUGGACCCGCAAGAGUUUGAAAAACUGGGGUAUCCCAAGCCGUACGUCGACUGGCACGAGACCAAGCAGAGAGCGAUCGAAAGAUUCAAAUCGGACAUGAAGGAUGCUGAUCCUUGA